Molecule: messenger RNA, 6028 nt
Organism: Xiphophorus maculatus (southern platyfish)
Lineage: Eukaryota; Metazoa; Chordata; Actinopteri; Cyprinodontiformes; Poeciliidae
Gene: phka1a
Product: phosphorylase kinase regulatory subunit alpha 1
Exons: 33
Coding region: 193-3912 (1239 amino acids)
Biological process (GO): glycogen metabolic process
Cellular component (GO): phosphorylase kinase complex
Molecular function (GO): calmodulin binding
Source: RefSeq, a predicted model, not a curated record
UUUCUCGCUCCCUCCAGCUGCUGAACUGUGUUUACUGCAGCCAAACUGCAGCUUAGUUUGUCCUUCUUUCCGGCUGUUGGUAACUCAACACAGCGCAGCAGAAAAUGACCUCUCUGUCGAGAACCUAAGACAAUUUUCGUCCCGAGCUGUGUGCACUCGCCCUGGAAGAAGUGAGACCUUCCACUUGUCAGCAUGAGAAGUCGGAGCAACUCUGGCGUUAAAUUGGACAACUAUGCCCGGAUAGUGCAGGAAACUAUCCUGCAGCACCAAGAUCCGGUGACGGGUCUUCUGCCAGGCAGCACCGACCAGCCGGACGCCUGGGUCAGAGACAAUGUGUACAGCAUUGCGUCCGUGUGGGCCCUCAGCCUGGCCUACAGGAAGAACGCAGACAGAGACGAAGACAAGGCCAAGGCCUAUGAGCUGGAACAGAGCGUGGUGAAGUUGAUGAGAGGUGUUCUCCAGUGUAUAAUGAGGCAGCUGGACAAAGUGGAGAAGUUUAAAUACAGCCGGAGCACUAAAGACUCGCUCCACGCCAAGUACAACACCAAGACCUGCGCCACCGUCGUCGGCGACGACCAGUGGGGCCACCUGCAGGUGGACGCCACCUCUCUGUUCCUGCUCUUCCUCGCUCAGAUGACUGCAUCAGGUCUCCAUAUCAUCUACACCCAAGACGAAGUGGAUGUCAUUCAGAAUCUCAUGUUCUACAUCGAGGCAGCGUACAAAGUGGCUGACUAUGGGAUGUGGGAGAGAGGAGACAAAACCAACCAGGGCAUCACAGAGAUCAACGCCAGCUCUAUAGGCACGGCUAAGGCAGCUUUGGAGGCUCUGGAUGAACUUAACCUGUUUGGAGCAAAAGGAGGGCCUGGAUCUGUGGUCCAUGCUCUGGCCGAUGACAUACAGCACUGUCAGUCUAUUCUGACGUCAAUGUUACCCAGAGCCUCCAUCUCUAAAGAGGUAGACGCCGGAGUCCUGGCCAUCAUCACCUACCCCGCCUUCGCUGUGGAGGACAUGAGCAUAGUGAACAUGACGAAGGAGGAGAUCAUCUCUAAACUGCAGGGUCGAUACGGCUGCUGCAGGUUUCUCAGAGACGGCCACAGGACUCCCCGAGAGGAUCCAAACCGGCUGUAUUACGAGUCCGCUGAGCUGAAGCUGUUUGAAAACAUAGAGUGCGAGUGGCCUCUGUUUUGGACGUAUCUCAUACUCGACGGCAUUUUUAGCAACAGCCAUGAGCAGGUGCUGGAGUACCAGGAGGCGCUGGAGGCGAUCCUGAUCAAACAGAAAGAUGGGAUCCGGCUGCUGCCAGAACUCUACAGUGUCCCUCCAGAUAAGGUGGAAGAGGAGUACAUGAACCCUCACUCAGUAGAAAGGAUCCCAAUGGGGAAGUGUCCUCUAAAAUGGGGUCAAUCGUUGUACAUCCUUGGAAAACUCCUCUCUGAGGGUUUUCUCGCCCCCGGAGAGAUCGAUCCCCUUAACAGACGGUUCUCCACGAUCCCUAAGCCUGAUGUAGUUGUACAGGUGUCCAUUUUGGCUGAGACGGAUGAGAUUAAGGGGCUGCUGAUGAAGAAUGGUAUAAACGUGGAGACCGUGGCGGAUAUCCAUCCCAUCCAUGUUCAGCCCUCCAGAGUCCUGAGCCACAUCUAUGCCAGACUCGGCCGUAACCCAAGGCUCGGCCUUACAGGGAGACCCUACAGAAGAAUAGGAGUCCUGGGAACCUCCAAGUUCUACAUCAUUAGAAACACAAUCUUUGCUUUCACUCCUCAGUUCAUCGACCACCAGCAGUUCUACUUGGCUCUGGACAACAAGAUGAUCGUGGAGAUGCUGAGGAACGAGAUUGCCUACCUUGCGUCCAGAUGGAGGAUAACCGGACGACCGACGGUCACCUUCCCCAUCUCACAGACCAUGCUGACUGAAGACCGCACCGACCUGGACCCUGCAGUCAUAGCUAUGCUAAAGAAGCUACAGGACGGAUAUUACGGAGGAGCAAGGACCCAGACGGGAAAGCUGUCGGAGUUCCUGACUACUUCCUGCUGCGCUCACCUCAGCUUCCUCGACGGUAAGGGUUCCGGCAGCAUGGGCCGGCACGGCGACCAGUAUGAUGAUGAUGAUGACGGCGAUGGAUACAUGCAUGAAUUGCGUUGUGAUGAUGAAGCGGACGACCUCGCCCAGUAUCUGGACCACCUGUUGGCGCACUCUUCCCCCAAGAAGUCUAAGCGUCAGCCAGGAGGCCUGGGCAGGUUCAAGGCGGCGGCCACCAAGACCAAAGAGAUGGUUUCUCUGAUGAACAAGGCUCAGGAUCUGAACGUACACAACGUCAACAUGUACCUACCGAGCAAGCUGUUUCAUUCCUGUCAGCCGUCACUCAACCUGAAUCUCCCAGACCCUUCUGAGCCGCAGGAAACGGAGAGCUCGGCGGUGUCGGUCACAGCGGAGAGCGGCAUCCCCAGAGACGAAAGCGGAGCCAUCGACUACGACGCUCUGGUGCAGCUGCUGAAGGACACGAAAAACCUCCAGGACCAGGCAGAUAUCCUUUACAUCCUCUUCAAAGACAAGGGCAUGGAGUGGGACACCCAGCUGCAAGGCAAAGGCUCCACAGUCAGAUCUCUACUGAGCGAGCUUUAUGAGAAGGCUGGUGACCUCAAACACUGGGGCCUCGUCAGGAUGAUCUCUGGGAUGCUGAAGAAGAAGGUGGAGGAGCUCGACUCGGCUUGCUCUGACUUGCUGGCGCACCAGAAGCACCUGACCGUGGGACUUCCACCUGAGCCGAGAGAGAAGACCAUCACGGCUCCCAUCCCUCCGGACCAGCUGGCCGCUCUCAUCGACGAGGCCAGCGACAACAACAUCAGCUUGGCCAUCCUCACCCAGGAGAUCAUGGUGUACCUGGCGAUGAGCAUCAGGACUCAGCCGUCUCUGUUCAGCGAGAUGUUCCGGCUGCGGAUCGGCCUCAUUAUUCAGGUCAUGGCUACCGAACUGGCUCAGUCACUCAGCUGCUCAGGAGAGGAAGCCACAGAGAGCCUGAUGAGUCUCAGCCCGUCUGAGCUGAAGAAUCUGCUGCACCACAUCCUGAGUGGGAAAGAGUUCGGAGUGCAGCGCAGCGUAAGGGAGGCAGACGUCGGCGUCAGUCCUGCCAUCUCCAUCCAUCACCUAGGCAACACCGGCGCCACCAAGAGCGAGAGAGCAGGCAUCAGUAAACUGAAGAGCGACAUGAAGAUGCUGGAGCGCCGGUUGUCUAUGCUGGACCCCAGUAAGCUCGACCAGCCUGUGACGCCCACUGAGAAGGGUAUCCGAGCUCAGUCAAUGGACGUAGAAAGCAUCGAAUCUGGGAGGUACAGACUGUCCUCUGUAGAGUCUAUUGACGUUCCGGACAGCUUCCCUGUUUCCAAGGACACCAGACAUGGCCAGUGGCUGCGCAGGAGGCGGCUGGACGGAGCGCUGAACAGGGUCCCCGUUGGCUUCUACCAGAAAGUGUGGAAGAUCCUGCAGAAGUGCCAUGGUCUGUCCAUAGAGGGCUUUGUCCUUCCAUCUUCAACCACCAGAGAGAUGACACCUGGAGAGAUUAAGUUCUCCGUCCACGUGGAGACGGUGCUGAACCGUGUCCCCCAGCCCGAGUACCGACAGCUGCUGGUGGAGGCCAUCCUGGUCCUCACCAUGCUGGCCGACGUGGACAUCCCCAGCAUCGGCUCCAUCAUUCACGUGGAAAAGAUCGUCCACCAGGCCAACGACAUGUUCUACAAAGAUCAGAAGGACCUGGGAGCGGAAGAGCACAUCCUGGAGAAGGACCCGUUCACGGGAGUGUGCAAGCUGUUGUACGACAGCGCUCCCAGUGGCCGCUUUGGGAGCAUGACCUACCUCACUAAGGCUGUGGCGGUGUAUGUGCAGGACUUCCUGCCCAGCGGGGCCUGUGCGGUGCAGUGAUGGUCUACAAGAAAACGAUGUAGUGUGUUUUAUAGCACAGUAAUAAACUAACAGAAUGAUGAGAUGCCAUAAGGUCAGAGUGUUAAAGCAGAAAGUGUGCUGCUAUUUUUGUUAGGCUGUAAAGUAAAAGCCAUGUUGCUAGCUAGUUGGCUUUUUUUUACAAGUUAGCAAUUUUAAGGAAGUCCUCAGUGCUCAUAUCUAUUUAAUAACCUUCGCUUCAUCCUUUACUCAUACAGCAUGAUUGGACAGCAACAGAAAAUCAAAAUUUCUUCUCCGGAGCUGCUCGGGAUUGUAAUUUCCUCCAUACCAGCAAAUUACAUAAAUUAAAAUGUAAAAACUAAACAGAUCCCAUCUAUAUUUUCCUCAAAAUGAGUUGAGGAAUAUUAAGGGAUGUAAUGAAGCACAAGCUCAGGAGAUUACACACAAUUUAAGGUUUACAACAAAAGUUUACCUAUGCUUUUGAGUAUCAUGAAUAGAUUUACCAAACUGAACCUCACAGCCCUUUAAGAAACUCUAACAUAAAUCUAACUUGGACUUGCUAAUAUUGUUGAUACUGAGUGUAGAGUGAUCAAAUUCCAGUUUGACAAAAGUAUUUUAGAGUCUGAAUUAGAGGCAAAACUUAUUAGAUAUAACAAAUAUAUCCCUUAAAUUUAGCACUGUGACAUUAUUGUUGGCAUUUAGCCAAAGUUAGCAUUUAACGGUUAGGAUUAUUUCCACAAUGCUUACAAAUUACUCUUGUUUUUUAUCACCCCAUCACUUCUUCUUUUUUUUUUUUACCCAAAUGCUACAGAGGAAUGGUUUAAAAUUGCUACAGAAACACUGAAAAAGUUUUUACCAGAGUAUUUUUGACUACAAGUCUUUCUUUUUUUUUUCUUUUUUUUAGUCGACUCUAAGUGCCACAGUGCAGCUUACCUACUUCCUGUAUGAUUUUGAAAAGUGAGUUUCUAACUUCUUUUAGUCAAAUGAAGUCUGACAUUCAUAAAACGGAUAAAUGGAUUUGUCUUUGAAGAGAAAAAUACUAUUUAAUAUCUGGAGGACUUGUGACUGUACUCUGCACCUGUUUGCUGACUUCUCAAACUCAGCUAUACAUCCGCCUGAGAUUUUCAGUUUCUGUGUCUUACUUUUUUUAAUGGGUGAGAGCCAUGAUUACAAACUGCAUUUGUUCUUAAUAAGAAAGAAAAAUGCUAACUAAUUUAUCGCCACUUUAGUAUUGAUGCUAUGCUUAUUUUGUACAAUGCUGUCUGAAUGUUGCUUUUUUUUUCGUUGAAUUUUGUUCCGAGUUAAGUGUCAAAGCUUCACAUGUCUUCAACCCAUUUAUUUGUUGCUCUUUUUUGUAUAGAAAUCAAUUUUUAUCUGGAGUAAAGGAAUUGAACAAUCAACAACUAACUGAGCUGAUUAUAACGAAGGCAUUUGCUUUCGUGUGUGUGAUCUUCAUUGACUGAACAACUUCAAAGUGGAUAGUUAAUAGUUCACAAUAUAGUACGAUUGUAUCUCCACCAGGGUUCGUAAUUGGACAGCAAUGUAUAAAAAUCUUUACACUCUUAUUUAUUUAGUUGUUAUGGGAUUUUAAGACGGUAACACAACUAAAGGAUGUUCAAAAGACGUCUGAAAGGGCCGUAACACUUUUAGUUUUCACUGUUAAAAAGCAGCUUUUUCAGUUUUGUGUUACUGAAAAUCAGCGUAUUUCUUACUCAUAUUUGCCUUUAUUGGGUUAGUGAGCGUAUCGCUCCUUUUGAGCAGAAGCUGUGAUAUUGUCCAGAACUUACCGCUUACCGUAGACCGAGCUGUUUGCUUGAUUAUAGUGAACUGUCAGCAGUUUAUACACACAUCUGUUGUCUUUGCACUAUAUUUCGAACAUGUUUAACCCUUGGUUUAUAUGCUCGCUGUCCCAUAUUUUGAGAGGAGAUCAAGAAUGAAUUGAGUGUCGGUGAAGAAAAUGCCUGACUGUGCCUCUGGUGCAUUGACAAGCUGAUAUUACAUAUUUUCUGAUGUAUUUAAGCGUUUCUCCUCGAUGACGUCAGUCGCAGUGAAAAGAGAAUGAGUGCAUCUACUGAGUGAGCUGCUUGUUGACUGUUUUUGAAACUAAAUCUGUAAUAAAACUGUAAAAUCAACUGUA